Molecule: messenger RNA, 5013 nt
Organism: Ornithodoros turicata
Lineage: Eukaryota; Metazoa; Arthropoda; Arachnida; Ixodida; Argasidae
Gene: FBXO11
Product: F-box only protein 11-like
Exons: 14
Coding region: 145-2811 (888 amino acids)
Biological process (GO): ubiquitin-dependent protein catabolic process; regulation of apoptotic process
Molecular function (GO): zinc ion binding; protein binding
Source: RefSeq, a predicted model, not a curated record
GUUGUUACAGAAGAUGUUUAAUCACGUGACCGCACCAACAUCGAACAAGAAAAUGGCCCCAUACCAAGGUUGAUGGGGGUAGUUGUCAGGAUUUCUCUUUGUUACGGCGUGGGAAGCUUCUUCCGCCCUGUUUUAUAACACACCAUGUCCAGUGCAACUGCAAGGUCGUCCAGACAAACAGUGCGAAGAACUCGGAAAAAGGGCAUAAAGCGUGGUGUGCUAACCCCAAGAAGUUUCGGUGAAGAUCUCAAUGCAGAAGAAAGCCAUGGAGUACCUGAGCCUGGAUCUCAAGAAUGUGCUGCCGUGGAACAGACCCUUGUAAAUGUUGCUUUGGGUUUGGGGGGAGCAAUGACCCCCCACCAGCCUCCGUAUGACCUCCGUCGCAAGUUCCAUGAUGGCGGCCCUCCAUCCUUACCCCGGAAACGGCAGCGACGCACACCUUCCUCAUCUCAGGGCUCUUCUAGUGAAGCAGAGGGCAGCGGUGCCGCCCAUUACCUCCUGUAUGAGGUACCUGAUGAGGUGCUGCUUACAAUCUUUUCCUACCUUGUGGAGCAAGACCUGUGCCGUGUGGCUCAAGUCUGCCGUCGCUUCCACACAAUCUCCAAUGACACAGAGUUGUGGAAAACAUUGUACCAGAGUGUAUAUGAGUACGACCUUCCCCUCUUCCACCCUUCGCCAUGCAAGUUUGAGUUCGUUUCUCCUGAAGAGUCAGAUUGCUCAAACCCUUGGAAAGAGAGCUUCCGUCAACUCUACAGGGGAAUCCAUGUGCGACCACAUUUUCAGGCUCAAUACGAGGGUCAACCCCAGAGAUACCGGGGGCGGAGCAUCAUGUACUUUGACACGAUUGAGACCGCUUUUACGCACUCUGAAGAGCUGGAGAAUCCUCUGAUCUUUAUUCAUGCUGGCACCUACAAAGGCGAGUUCCUCAUAGUCGACACCAGCGUGGCUCUCAUAGGAGCAGCACCAGGCAACGUGGCCGAGCAUGUCAUUCUGGAGAGAGACACGGAAUCCACCAUCACAUUCGUGGAAGGAGCCAGGAGUGCCUACUUGGGUUACGUCACGCUCAAGUUCACACCAGACAUAACGUCGUCCGUGCCCCACCACAAGCAUUACUGCCUAGAAAUCAACGAGAACUGCUCCCCUACGGUUGAUCACUGUAUCAUCCGCAGCACCUCGGUGGUGGGUGCUGCCGUCUGUGUCAGUGGCAGUGGGGCGGAGCCAACUGUGCGCAGCUGUGACAUCAGCGACUGCGAGAAUGUUGGUCUUUACAUAACAGACUAUGCCCAGGGAAUUUAUGAGGAAAAUGAAAUCAGUCGCAACGCUCUUGCGGGAGUUUGGGUUAAGAACCACGCAAACCCAGUAAUGCGUAGGAAUCACAUUCAUCAUGGCAGAGAUGUGGGAGUGUUCACGUUUGAUAACGGUUUGGGACACUUUGAUGCUAAUGACAUCCACAACAACCGUAUCGCGGGCUUCGAGGUAAAAGCUGGUGCCAACCCUACUGUGGUGCGCUGUGAAAUCCACCAUGGCCAGACAGGAGGCAUCUAUGUGCACGAAAACGGCCGUGGACAGUUCAUCGAGAACAAGAUUCACUCCAACAAUUUUGCCGGCGUAUGGAUCACUUCACACUCCAAUCCUACCAUAAGGCGUAACGACAUAUACAAUGGUCACCAAGGUGGUGUGUACAUCUUUGGUGAAGGGAGGGGCCUGAUAGAGCACAACAACAUUCACGGCAACGCGCUGGCGGGCAUCCAGAUCCGCACCAACAGUGACCCAAUUGUGCGCUACAACAAGAUCCACCAUGGACAACACGGGGGUAUCUACGUGCACGAGAAAGGUCAGGGGUUGAUAGAAGAGAAUGAGGUGUAUGCCAACACGUUGGCCGGAGUGUGGAUCACGACGGGGAGCACCCCGGUGUUGCGGCGGAACCGCAUUCACAGCGGGAAACAGGUUGGGGUGUACUUCUACGACAACGGCCAUGGCAGGCUGGAGGAGAAUGACAUCUUCAACCACCUCUACUCAGGAGUUCAGAUCAGGACGGGAAGCAAUCCAAUUAUUCGGCGGAAUAAAAUCUGGGGCGGCCAAAAUGGUGGAGUGCUGGUGUACAAUGGUGGCCUGGGAGUGCUGGAGCAGAAUGAGAUAUUCGACAAUGCCAUGGCAGGGGUGUGGAUCAAGACCGAUAGUAACCCAACGUUGCGUCGCAACAAGAUCUACGACGGCAGAGACGGUGGCGUCUGCAUCUUCAACGGCGGCAAAGGGGUGUUGGAAGAGAAUGACAUCUUCCGGAAUGCCCAGGCUGGAGUGUUGAUCUCCACGCAGAGUCACCCUGUGCUACGCCGCAAUCGCAUCUUUGAUGGAUUGGCUGCGGGAGUGGAGAUAACCAACAAUGCCACAGCCACCUUAGAGUUCAACCAAAUCUUCAACAACCGAUUUGGGGGUCUCUGUCUUGCAAGUGGUGUGCAGCCCAUCCUUAAAGGAAACAAAAUAUUUGACAACCAUAAUGCGGUGGAGAAGGCUGUCAACAGUGGCCAAUGUCUGUAUAAAAUAUCCAGCUACACAAGCUUUCCCAUGCACGACUUCUACAGGUGUAAAACAUGUAACACAACAGAUCGUAAUGCAAUAUGUGUCAACUGUAUCAAAACGUGUCAUUCUGGCCACGAUGUGGAGUUCAUACGUCACGACAGGUUUUUCUGUGAUUGUGGAGCGGGCACACUGAGUAAUCAGUGCCAACUCCAAGGAGAGCCCACGCAGGACACAGACACCCUCUAUGAUUCUGCUGCACCUAUGGAAUCCCACACGCUCAUGGUGAACUAGUGCGGGACAAGACUAUGAAGUAAUUUUUUUUUUUUUUUUUCGCUGGCUGAAACAUCGAGUAGUGGUCAUGUGCCAACCGUCGCAACAUCUGCCUUGACAAACGGCGGAGAAGAUGCGCUUGUCCUGGCCGCCCCCCCCCCCGUGGCCACUCCCCCUUCACUCUCAAGAUGGCCAGCCCUGUACAGAUUGCACUCUUUACAAAAAUAUCUUAAGGAGUGAACAUCGUCGUCCACCUCGGAGUGGGAAAAAAAGUGACGUGCGUGCGGUGUGGUCCUCUAGAUUUUCUUACAGAGAGAAUUGUUCACCAUUCCGCAGAGUGUGUCCCAAGUAGGGAUCGCAGAGUGGAUUAACAAAGUGCAGUGCAACAACAGGCAUGACAUUAGCGGCGCUUCUUCCCCCCCACCCCGUGUGCUGUUUUGUCCCACUUUGGUUCUUGGACCUGCAUCAUACCCCUGUGAUCACCCGCGACCUCACUCCCACACCUACCUACCUGUGCAAUGCAACUCCACUGGACACCCGUCAAGAAAGUUGCACGAGUCGAGAGCAACCACAGAGACACACGAGGCACAGACAAAUCGCUUGCAUGUAUCGCAGUGCGGUGGCACACCCUGCACGGUGCAGUUUUACGUACCACUGUAAGUCUACUGUGUGAGCAGCUCUUCGUACUGUUCUCCUCAUCACGACACACUUACCUUAAUCAAAUCACGAGGUGUAGAAGGAACAAUGAAUCUGGUGACCAGAUUUGCCUUUUCCUGGAAAACAAAGAAGAAGAAAAAAAAAACAAGAAAAAAAAGUGCCAAAAUAUCUAACACUUCUAUUCUGUCGUCGAUGCUCUGUCUGUCCGCAGCUAUUCUGAUUGUUUUUGUUUUUUGCUGAUUGCACGGAUGAAGAAGGCAUGCACUUUUUACACACAUCAUUAUCACUCCAGCAUCGAGGCUGAAAGUACGACGCACGAGCGGGUGCUGUGCCAGUCCUUGUCUUCUCUAAUCCGGAUUUUUAUGGUUUCCUGCAGCAUCUCUGGAAAAGUUCACCACAGUCAUCACAAGUUAUGUACCUUACUGCAACUUACUAGUCUAUAGCAAACUUUUCUUUUUUUUUCACGUUUCAUAUCUGAUGGACCUCUCAUUUAUUUAUUUAGACACUUAGCAAUACUCUCAGAAUUUGUUGAGUGCUUUCAGCAACGCUUCAUUAACGGAAAUGGCAAUGCAUCCAAUGCCUUUGGCCAUGGAGUUUUGUUUUUGGCAAUUAAACGAAAGGGCAACGCUACAUUAUCAUUGCAGAUUGUUUCAUUGCACCACCUGUUACUUCAACGUUCCUUUCAUUGUGAGUUUGCCACCUCAACGGACUCCGAACAAAGCUUUUGAUUACCAAUUGUAUGCCAAGUGACUGGUGUGCAGUACCCUCGCUAAGUGUUCAGGAUUGGGAGUAAAUUUGACGUCUGCAAGAUGUGCAACCGGCUACUUUUGAGUAUGGAAUGUCAUAAAAUGACUAAACCUUUGAACGUUUUAAAUACGUUGAGCGUUGAGUCGUGUAUAUCCAGGGACUGUCGGCUAAGAAUUUGCCACGCUGGACUCUUGCUGGUAUUCAUGCUGCUGACAUGAUAAUGAAAGUGAUGUUUUUUUUUUCACUUCAUGACAUUACAGCACCGAUGCAAGCAGGCUUUCCCUCAAAAGGUCUGGGAAUUGCUCAAAUGUACAUACAUCUCCACGCCACUUUGACUCGCAGAAUAACCGACUAAAUAAGUGCAAUGUAAUAGUGAACUCACACGGUAAGCUGCCACACUUUAAAAAAACACGGUAAGGGUUUUAUACCUGAAACAUGUUGCUUCCAUCUAACAAAAAAGACACUUAAGCCUAGCUGUGGCCAUGCAGCGAAAACAACAACAAUGCAUGCAUGCACACGCAUUCUAACCUUCGGAGCCGCUGGAGUCCCCCGUGAGAUUUGUGAGGAAGCUGUUGGUGCAAGGGAUACCUGUUCUAUGCAACCAGGCCUGUGGUCACAUGCAGCUGCUGCCCACCCCUCCUGGAGUUGCACGCCCUUGCUUUCAUCAUUGUGCCCUCCCCCCCCAUCUUAUUUUGUAACCAUGUUAUAUAUUAUGUAUUUAGUACUGAAGUGGAAUGUGUGGAACCAUUUCUGUGAAGCUGCGAGUGUUAGCUGCAUUACGGCAAUUCGUACAGGUAAUAAAAAGUACACAACACUGCA